CCGGACGCCCACACGGCUCUGCCAUUACUCCGCGGCACAAACGGGCCAUCCGCGAGCCAGCCAGCCAGCAGUGCUCCCUUCCCCAAAGACAGAGAAGACUCCUCUGCACACACACACGCAAACCCGGCGAGACCCCAGUGAGCAGAGCUAGCGAAACAGAGGAGGAGCAGAGCAAUGGGGAGGGCUCCGUGCUGCGAGAAGAUGGGGCUGAAGAGGGGGCCGUGGACGCCCGAGGAGGACAAGACCCUGGUCGCUCACAUCAAGAGCUUCGGCCACGGCAACUGGCGCGCGCUCCCCAAGCAAGCCGGACUUCUGAGGUGCGGCAAGAGCUGCCGGCUCCGGUGGAUCAACUACCUGCGGCCGGACAUCAAGCGCGGCAACUUCUCCGACGUGGAGGAGCAGACAAUCAUCCAGCUCCACGAGCUGCUUGGCAACAGAUGGUCAGCCAUUGCCGCCCGGCUGCCGGGGAGGACGGACAACGAGAUCAAGAACGUCUGGCACACCCACCUCAAGAAGCGGCUCGACCCCAGCGCCAGCGCGCGGCAGGAGCACGACGAAGAAGAAGGCCAACAGGCAAACAAGAAGCGCAAGCCGGCAGCGGCUUCGCGGAAGAGGAAGCCGGCUGCCACGGCGCCCGUGUCUUCGCCAGAGCGUUCCGUGUCGACGUCCACGGUGACAGAGUCAUCCAUGGCCGUGGAGCACGGCAAUUCGGGGAGCUCGGCCGUGUCCGUGAAGGAGGAGAGCUUCACCUCGGCCUCGGAGGAGUCGGACGAGUUCCAGAUCGACGAGAGCUUCUGGUCCGAGACGCUGUCGAUGCCGCUGCUGGUUAGCGGCAGCAACAACGACGUAGUAGCCUCGAUGGAGCCCCACGAAGCGUUCGGCGCCGGCUCGUCGUCCGUCGACGGCGACAUGGACUACUGGCUCAGAGUGUUCAUGGAAGGCGGCGGCGACGACGACGUCGCGCUAGACUUGCCGCAGAUUUAGGGGGAGAGGAAGUUUCGGUUUCUUUUGUUGAUCCUAUCCUAAUUGUUCGAUUGUUCUUUUUCUCUCUCGCUGCUGCGCCAUCUUGCGUCUGAGGGAUUAGCUAACAGAGAAGAGUGCCCGUGGGAGGCCAUGAAGUGAUUAGGCAGGAAGAAUGAAAUGCAAAUCAAAACCAGCUCUAGUUCAUAUUCGUGCCAAUCUCUAUAAAACGGAAUUAUAAAACGGAAUUAGUACCAUCUUGUAUAGAAAGCGAGGAGACCAAUGAUCUGAACCGGGCAUUCCGAGAGAUUCUUGUGCACCAGGUGCAAAUGUCUCUCUGUAGGACGAAGAUUAUCUGGAACUGGCUUCUGCUUUUAUCAUUUGGUUAAUCGAAUUCAUCUUGCAUCUU
Brachypodium distachyon (stiff brome) is the source of this 1369-nucleotide messenger RNA. Its product is annotated as transcription factor MYB4. Bases 175 to 984 code for a protein of 269 amino acids. The transcript has 3 exons. Lineage: Eukaryota; Viridiplantae; Streptophyta; Magnoliopsida; Poales; Poaceae. The record is from RefSeq and is a predicted model, not a curated record.